UUCUCUCAGCCCCAUCCUAAUAGACAGCCGCUAACGCCGCGCCACACACUCUCUCACAGAACAGGGAGAAGGAGUUUUGGCCGCUGCCGGCUACUGUAGAUUGUACGCGUUUCCUAGCAACGGGGGUUUGGGCGUGCGGACUGCGGGGCAACAUGGCUGAAGAUGAUCUGGAUCAGCUCCUGGAUGAGGUGGAACACAAAUACUGCGCACCGAGGGUCCCUUCAGUGUCCAGCCGAGGGAAGGGCGCAGGCGGCGCUGAGCGCAGAAGAAGGGAAAAUGCACCAGUGAAAGCUUCAACAGGAGGUGACAGCCUUGAUGACUUAAUUGAGGAUAUACUUGAUAUUUCCUGCCAUGAUAAGAACACGACUCAAAAGCCAAGACCACAAAACCAACCAGCAUGCAGAUCGUCAUAUCAAAUGCACUCAAAAAAAUGUGGCCCUGUAUAUGUUGCUGGAAGCAGUGUUCCAUUUGGAAUUGGUACAAGUAUAUCGGAAAGGGCUUGCGACCAACUGCGCUGCACCGCCUGUGACUUUAAUGUAAUGGUAUUUGAUAACAGCCAGUGGGAUGCGUCGUGCGACUACCUCUUUUUCAGGAAUAGCAUGCCUGACCUCAGCAAGUUGCGGCCUAAGUUGAUAAGGAAGAAGGGGUCCCGAGCCUAUGCGUGUCAGUGCAGCUGGAGAUCCGUGCAGGAGCUAACAAACAUCACAGUAUACCCACAGCUCCGCUGGGUGUGUGGCAAACACUCGCAAUGAUUGUGGCUUUCUCAGAGACACUGGCUGUGUGAUGGAAUGUGUUAGCUGUGUAUAUAUCCCCUCCGAAACCCCUGUAUGUUGCUCAACCAGAUGUGGUUUCACAGUUCCAAUGAAAAGAAAAGGGGUGUUAUGUUAGCACAUUAGCACGAAGCAGCUGCAAAGAGUUUGCUCCUGGUCUUUGCUCAUGUUUUUAUGUUACAUGGUGAUGUGGUGCUAGAGUAUUAAAGGAGAACUAAAGUUUCAAAAAUAAUAUGGCUGGAAUUGCUGUAUUUUAUCAACUGAACCUACUGUACCAGCCCAGAGGUUUUGCAGCCCUGUAACAGUAAUGACCCAUGCCUACAAAAUUAUCCAUGGGAGCUCGCCAUCUUGGAUCUUGUUAGACUGUGUGUUGCAUACCAGUGGCACUGCACACACUCACUGUGUUCUGUGCUGUUCUGAAGCCAAGCUUAGAGGGUCUUUGGAAACAAUCAGAAUCUUAGCAGAAAGUGAUAUUUCAUCUCUCACAGAAGCUGAUGCUACAGGGCUAAUGACCAAUUCAGAUGCAGACACACUGGUUUCAGUCCUGCCAUGUAAACUGAAUCUAAAUUCAUUAAAAAUCUGCCUCGUAUUGUGAA
Xenopus tropicalis (tropical clawed frog) is the source of this 1366-nucleotide messenger RNA. It is a transcript of the gene cfap418, whose product is annotated as cilia and flagella associated protein 418. The transcript is spliced from 6 exons. The record is from RefSeq and is a predicted model, not a curated record. NCBI's taxonomy places the organism in Eukaryota, Metazoa, Chordata, Amphibia, Anura, Pipidae. The coding region runs from base 153 to 752 and encodes 199 amino acids. Gene Ontology annotation, cellular component: cytoplasm; photoreceptor inner segment.